Messenger RNA from Aspergillus steynii IBT 23096, 1087 nucleotides. RefSeq lists its product as uncharacterized. Bases 371 to 1045 code for a protein of 224 amino acids. NCBI's taxonomy places the organism in Eukaryota, Fungi, Ascomycota, Eurotiomycetes, Eurotiales, Aspergillaceae. The transcript has a single exon. The record is from RefSeq and is a predicted model, not a curated record.
CACUUUCUGCAACUAGCUCGUAAGCGACGCUCACGGCCAAGGCAGGGUGACACCAGUCAGGGCCGGUGAUAAUCGCAGACGGGGUUUAGUGGGGGUGGGAGGAGGGGGGAGGAGGCAGACCGACCGGUCGCAUUAUUGGGUCAACCCAUGCGUUUAAUGGCCGAAGCGCCAAUCCAACCCGGGGUGCAUAAAACGAAAUGAUGCUGGCGGUCUUUCGUGUCUAGUCGCAGAGGGGGGAUGCCGUAUACCCCGAUUUAAACACAGCAUUGCCCAAAGGGGCAAUUCAGGGAGCGGGACCAGGGUCCGGCACAGGCCGACGACCCGAGGUGGCUGAUUUUUUGGUGACCAGAAGCCUGUGGGCGAUCACGGAAUGUCCGUGGCCGGGAGAAUGGACACAGAGGACGGAGUAGAGCCAGUAGACAUCAUGGGCAUACCUUAUGAUUUCACGAUCUGGGAUGGCACAAUCCCUUCGUCGAAGAGAAAUUUCGCUCGGUCGCAGGCAGAGAUUCUGAAACGGCCGGGGUGGAGUCUUGUCGUUCUCCAGAACGUUAGCGUUAGCGUUGGGACGUGGGAAUUGGAAUUGGAAUUGGGAAUUGGGAAUGCUGCACAGCCGCAGUUCGGCGUCCACGAGGCUGAAGGGCCGAUACCGUACCGUAUCGUGACUUCGGGGCCAAGUCUUUUCACAGCGUUGAGGAUGGUGCGAGGUACCUGUCUUGCAAGUACUUUCUGCGUAUACUCUGGUAUACUCUUGCCUAGUCUAUACCUACUGUACCUAGGUAUACUACCUACUAAGGCACUUGAUCGUGAACUUCCACAUGGCUGCCAAAUACCCUGUAAAGCAGAACGAAACCAAAACCAAUCGACCUUGAGGAUCAACCGAGCGACUUGCCCACUCAGGCCGACAGCCAAGUGUGGAACGCUCGAACCCCCGGCAGCAGGAAUGGUUCUUCUUCUCUGGCGACUGUCAACGGGGCGAGUGGAAUGGCAGGCAGCCACUGGCCCUUCCCGAGAGCCACAUGCUCCGCCCCGGCUAUCGUCUGCUUGAUUACUCCGUAAUAACGAUUUUGACUCUGUGAUUUCCUGCUGG